UUACGCCGCGCUGCACACGGCUGGGCGAUUGCGUGGCGGCGACGGCUUCGCGCGCGCGCGUCGGUGACUUGCACAACGCGAGAGCGCAAGCGCGCGCUCGCGCGGGCGGUUUCUGGGACGCUAUACACCGUGAACCCCGUCACCGAACGAAUCUGCUGGACACGCAUGCACGGCGAGAGAGCCGGUAUCUCGAGGGGGGGGCGACGACUGCGACGAUGACGCCGCCGUACAGCGCAGCCGCUGGAGCGGCAAGGAGGAGCCGGCCGGCGAGAAGACGACAGCCCUGACCUCGAAGUGGCUUGAGGAAACAGGGUUGCUCCGUUGCGCCACAUUGCCGCCCGCCGCAGCCGCCGCCUGCUGCUGCACUAUACUCACAACACACGCUGUAGCGAGCUGUGCUCCCGCGUUGCAGGCAAGAGUCGUGCAGCUCCUCCCAUGCGGCGGCGCCGGGGACGCCGAAUCUGCGUAGCCCAUGUUCACGUCCCUGUCCGCGGACAGAUUCAUCGGCGGCCUGCUGCAGGUCCGCCGGGACGCCGCCGUGCACCUCUUCGCGGCUGCCUGCUUGGUGGCGUUGUGGCGAUGGCUUCCCGAGGUCCACGAACACGGCUGGUUGUACGCGCUGUGGUGGCUGGGCGCCCUCCUGACGCUCCUGGCGCUCACGCUGCUCCUCGGCUGGGCGCUCACCACGCUCCUGCUGCCCAACGCCAAGCUCAGCCCUAGGGGCAAGGCCGUGCUAGUCACAGGCUGUGACCGUGGCUUCGGCCGUCUGCUCGCGAAGCGGCUGGACAGCGAGGGCUACAAGGUGUUCGCCGGCUGUCUCUUCCCGGAGCAGAGCCGCUCGGAACUGGAAGAAGCCAGCAGCUCCGGCCUAAGGGUGGUACCGCUGGACGUCACCGAUGACAAGCAGGUCGCCGAAGCAGUGACCCUAGUCGAGCGGGAACUGGCGGGACAACACCAACUGUGGGGCGUGGUGUGCAACGCCGGCGUGAACAUCUUCACCGAGUUCGAGUGGACGACCCAGAAGGAGGUCAGCUGGAUGUUCGACGUCAACGUGCACGGCACGGUGCGAGUCACGCGGGCCUUCCUGCCUCUGCUGCGCCGCUCAAGAGGCAGGCUCGUUUUCGUCGCCAGCUACGCAGGUCGCGUGGCUCCCGUGUGGAUCGUGCCGUACGCCAUGACCAAAGCCGCCGUCAUCGCACUCGCCGACGGCCUCCGGCGGGAGCUUGCCCAGUGGGGCGUCGGAGUGUCGACGAUCGAGCCCACCUACUACGUGACCGAGAUCAACCCGCGCGUGGAGCAGGACCUGCUGAAGCGGUUCGCCGCCGUCCCGGAUCACGUGCGCGCCGCGUACGGCGAGGACUACGCUCGCGACCGCUGCCGGGCCAUGGUUCGCUUCCUGUCCAGCGUGUCUCGGUGCGAGCUGUCCGAGGUGGUGAGCGCCAUGGCGCACGCGCUCACCAGGGCGCGGCCGCGGCGCUACUAUCGCUGUGACGGCACCGCCGGCUGGCUGCUGGCCCUGCUGCUCUUCAACCUUCCGAGCAUGUUCGCCGACGCCGCGGUCGCCAUGACCUGGAAAUCGCGCUACGCGCCCGAUGCCCGAGGCGUGCUGCAGAGGGUCCGCAGGCAGGAAGACAAGGUCGCCUAGGCCUCCUCCGGCUCUCGCCAGCGCGAUAUCCCAGCCCCUUUCACCACCUGUCCCGUAGAUAGUAAUUAUUUUGUUUGCGGCUCAUAGUACAUUCCGCAGUUGCUGAUCUCCGCCGCUACGCGUCUCGUCAAGAACGAGACGAGCAAGUGAGUCGACCCGCUACGUCGUGAGAUUAAGGUCUCAGAUAAAUAACAGCCGCACUUCGCCCGGGACAACGUUAUGUGUGUAUUUUCGCCUCGACGUUGUCAGGCGAAGGUAUGUUUCGGAGGUUUCACGCCGCUUGAAAAUCGCGCUCUUAUCACGGAAAAAUUGCGUCGUGGCGUCCCACGCCAAAAAGAAGUCGGUCGAGGUUACUCGUUUUGAAGGAGGGUCUGCUAAUAAAGGGCUUCAGAGUUGAUACGUAAAGGUGACCCAGAUUUCCUUGUGGCACAAUUCGCAGUGAGUGCCAACAAUAACAGAUCAGAUGCGCCCCGAUUACAAUGCCUGGGAAGCCGUUCUAUAGCUUGUCGUCGCGAUUGUGCGUGGCGCUGAAACUAUCGGCGAAGCACCCGGAAAUUCUUAGCCAUCCUACCACAGAAUAACGCGUUCCCGCUGUAAAAUAAAAUACAGAAAGAAAAUGGAUCGCGGUCUUACUGUACUAAUUGGUUAUUUGUGUUUCCUUGAAUUGAAACGCACCCCACUUGUUGCCUCUACGUUACGCCACGAGAGGUUCACGUCAGUCAGGCAAGUGAUAACAUGGAACGUUAUCUGCGAAAAACCGCAUACGCGCUUAAAAUAUCCCGGCAUCGCCAGUGGCAACAAUGGAGCGCCAUGAUCUCAGACCGCGAUUGGCAUACGAGUGAAUCAGACAAAGCUGUACUGAAUAGGGAAGCAUAUGAAGAUGGGGUUUCUUCUAUUUAAAAACGCUUGGCUCACUGUGAUACGAAAGCAAAUUUGACCUUGGUACAUUUUUGCUCGCUCGCUAAGUACAUGUUUGUUUGUCAAAUGGGUUUGUUUGUAUGUGCUCUUUAUUUACCCAGUGAACAAGAAAAAAAAAAGAUAACUACGUUGUCAACAACUUUUAAGGGAAUGUAUUGUCCACCGAGUUUGUUUAUGCAUACACAUUGUUAACUAUGUGCAAUAUUUACCGGCAACUCCUCACAGCACACAUGCUUUUUUCAAGUCAAAGAAAGCUGUGAUCGUAGCUUACUUACUUAAACAUAUUUUUUUUUGCGUUACCGAGAAGCGAAUUCUGUAUUCUUUGUUUCCCAUUUCUUCAAUUUUGCAUUUGUUGAAAUCGCGGCACGAUGCUUAUAAUAAGGCUGAAGUGCCAGUAUAUUGUGCAGUGAUGUGCUUAUUUGAUUUUGUGUGUGUGUGUGACAAUAAAAGUAUGCUUCGGAACAAUA
Messenger RNA from Dermacentor andersoni, 3030 nucleotides. RefSeq names its product retinol dehydrogenase 5-like. The record is from RefSeq and is a predicted model, not a curated record. Gene Ontology annotation, molecular function: oxidoreductase activity. Lineage: Eukaryota; Metazoa; Arthropoda; Arachnida; Ixodida; Ixodidae. Gene Ontology annotation, cellular component: intracellular membrane-bounded organelle.